CGUGAGGGGGGGGCGCGAGCCUCAGCCGUCCAGCUUCGCCUUAUUCUGCACAGUUGUCAUCCACAGACCCCCGUCCCCAAAUCCUUCCUGUACAGACAGAUCUUUGUAAUUUCACCCGACAGUUACGCAUUAGGGAUAUCUGAUCAAAUCCGAGCUGUCCUGACCUCCUGUCUCUUUUUUUCAGGUUUCUGUUUAAUUGAUGUGACAGCUCGUUUUGUGGGGGGGUGGGUCUAGGCGCCGGUAUGAGCGGCGGAGUGUACGGAGGAGAUGAGGUCGGGGCUCUGGUGUUUGACAUCGGCUCGUUCUCCACCAGGGCGGGCUACGCUGGCGAGGACUGCCCGAAGGCGGAUUUCCCCACCUCCCUGGGAGUGCUGGCCCAGGAGGAAGGGGGCGCGGAGCUGGGGGCGGACAAGGAGAAGUCGUCAGGACGCACGUUCUACAUCGACACCAACGCCUUGCACGUGGCCCGCCCCGGGGUGGAGCUGGUGUCCCCGCUGAAGAACGGCAUGAUUGAGGACUGGGAGAGCUUCCAGGCCAUCCUGGACCACACGUACUGCAAGCACGUCAAGUCAGAACCCAGCCUGCACCCCGUGCUCAUGUCAGAGGCUCCUUGGAACACGCGAGCCAAGAGGGAGAAGCUGACGGAGCUGGUCUUUGAGCACUACAAUAUCCCAGCCUUCUUCCUGUGCAAGACCGCCGUGCUCACCGCGUUUGCUAAUGGCCGAGCGACAGGUCUGGUAUUGGAUAGUGGUGCCACACACACUACCGCCAUCCCCGUGCAUGAUGGGUAUGUUCUGCAGCAAGGUAUCGUGAAGUCACCCCUGGCUGGAGACUUCAUCACCAUGCAGUGCAGAGAGCUGUUCCAGGAGAUGAACAUCGAUAUCAUCCCUCCUUACAUGAUCGCUGGCAAGGAGCCUGUGAGAGAGGGAGCGCCUCCCAACUGGACGAAGAAAGACAAACUUCCUCCGGUCACAAAGUCCUGGCAUACCUACAUGUGCAAUGAAGUGAUCCAAGACUUCCAAGCCUCCGUCUUGCAGGUGUCAGACUCCCCCUACGAUGAACAGGUGGCUGCCCAGAUGCCCACAGUCCACUUCGAGAUGCCCAGUGGAUACACCACUGACUAUGGUGCCGAACGGCUACGGAUUCCAGAGGGUCUCUUCGACCCCUCCAAUGUCAAGGGCCUGUCAGGAAACACCAUGCUGGGAGUAGGUCACGUCAUCACCACCAGCAUUGGGAUGUGUGACAUCGACAUCAGGCCUGGUCUGUACAGCAGUGUGAUCGUAACCGGUGGCAACACGCUGCUCCAGGGCUUCACCGAGCGUCUGAACCGCGAGCUGUCCCAGAAGGCCCCCCCGAGCAUGCGGUUGAAGCUCAUUGCCAGUAACAGCUCCAUGGAGAGACGCUUCAGUCCCUGGAUCGGCGGCUCCAUCCUCGCAUCCCUGGGCACAUUCCAGCAGAUGUGGAUCUCCAAGCAGGAGUACGAGGAGUGGGGAAAAGAGAGUGUGGAGAGGAAGUGUCCCUGAGCCGUCCACCCCCCGAGCUGCUUGUCCACCACACCCACGGUCCUGCGUGUGACAGCGAGAGGGACAGGGUCCCUCCCUGCUGGAGGAAACACAUCACCAUGCAAAACAAUGGCCAUCUUGUCCAUCUCACCACCUCUCUCCCUGGACUCUCCCCUCUCAUUCCUACUCCUCCCUCUGUUGGUGCUCCUCCUUCCCCCUCCUGGUCUCUAACUCUACCCUUCUCUCACCCCCACCUGCCCUGACCCGUCCACCCCAUCGGUCAGUCCGGCUCUGUGUUGUGAGCGUCUGCUGUCCAUCUGCUCGCCCACAUGACAAGAGCAUAGCAUCACAAAAACACACGUAUCAAUAAAAGAUGAAAGCGUCUGUGAGA
This is a messenger RNA of Lepisosteus oculatus (spotted gar), 1893 nucleotides long. RefSeq names its product actin-like 6B (gene actl6b). Gene Ontology annotation, cellular component: NuA4 histone acetyltransferase complex; SWI/SNF complex. Gene Ontology annotation, molecular function: chromatin binding. NCBI's taxonomy places the organism in Eukaryota, Metazoa, Chordata, Actinopteri, Semionotiformes, Lepisosteidae. Gene Ontology annotation, biological process: nervous system development; regulation of transcription by RNA polymerase II; chromatin remodeling. The record is from RefSeq and is a predicted model, not a curated record.